Messenger RNA from Bradysia coprophila, 1301 nucleotides. It is a transcript of the gene Phb2, whose product is annotated as prohibitin 2. Lineage: Eukaryota; Metazoa; Arthropoda; Insecta; Diptera; Sciaridae. The record is from RefSeq and is a predicted model, not a curated record. Gene Ontology annotation, cellular component: mitochondrion; membrane. Gene Ontology annotation, biological process: mitochondrion organization.
AGUAAACUUCUUUUUGGCUCAUGCCUUUACAGUUUUCUCUGUUGCAAAGAUUUCAUCACACAGCCGGUUUUUUAUCAUUAUUUUGUGAAACCUAUUCCGCAGUUGAUUAAUUGCAAUAUCUUUCACAAGUCGCCAAUUAUCGGGAAAAGAACGUUCUUCAAAAAACUAUCAAGCGAAAUGGCACAAAGUAAAUUGAAUGACCUCGCCGGAAAGUUUGGAAAGGGUGGACCACCCGGAUUGGGUUUGGGUCUAAAAUUGUUGGCAGUCGGCGGAGCUGCUGUUUACGGUAUCAGUCAAUCGAUGUACACAGUUGAAGGCGGUCACCGUGCAAUCAUUUUCAAUCGUCUCAGCGGCAUCCAAAAAGAAAUCUACCCGGAAGGGCUUCAUUUCCGCAUUCCAUGGUUCGAAUAUCCCAUCAUCUAUGACAUUCGAUCACGUCCACGAAAAAUCUCCUCACCGACCGGUUCGAAGGACUUGCAAAUGGUAAACAUUUCGUUGCGAGUACUGUCCCGACCCGAUUCCAUACAAUUGCCGACCAUGUACCGUCAGCUGGGCUUGGACUAUGACGAAAAGGUGUUGCCGUCGAUUUGUAACGAGGUGCUGAAGAGUGUUGUGGCCAAGUUCAAUGCAUCACAGUUGAUCACGCAACGUCAACAGGUAUCACUGCUAAUCCGCAAAGAGUUGGUGGACCGUGCUAGAGAUUUCAAUAUUAUUUUGGAUGAUGUUUCAUUGACUGAAUUGAGCUUUGGCAAGGAAUACACAGCUGCCGUUGAAUCGAAACAGGUUGCCCAGCAAGAGGCUCAACGGGCUGCCUUCUUUGUGGAACGUGCCGUGCAAGAGAAACAACAGAAAAUUGUGCAGGCCGAGGGUGAAGCCGAGGCAGCAAAAAUGUUAGGUCUAGCGGUUGGACGAAAUCCAGGCUACUUGAAACUGAGAAAGAUUCGUGCUGCUCAGAGUAUAGCCCGAACGAUCGCCAACUCACAAAACAAGGUCUACCUGUCCGCUCAGAGUUUGAUGUUGAACAUCCAGGAUGCAGCCUUUGACGAUAUGACCGCCAGAGUACAAAAUGAAUCUGCAGCGUUUCCAUUCCACGCAAGCUAUCAAAGUCAAUCGGAAAAUUCAACCGUCGAACAUAUAGUCCAUAACACAGCUAAAAUGUUUGUGUGAAAAAAAUACCGUUUUGAUGUUCGACAUUCGGUGGACGUUUAUGAUCUUAACUUGAGGCUGUUUUUUUGCCGGCCUAACACAUUUUUAUAAGCUUCGGACAAAUGCAAUGUAUACACGGGUUGGUAUUAUACAUU